This is a messenger RNA of Prunus armeniaca (apricot), 552 nucleotides long. Lineage: Eukaryota; Viridiplantae; Streptophyta; Magnoliopsida; Rosales; Rosaceae. The record is from the annotation of a GenBank genome assembly.
AUGUCAGAAACAACUGCAACAAUAGAAGAAGCUGCACCACCACCACCACCACAGCCGCCGCCACCAUCUUAUUCAUCUGCAUCUUUACGGAUUGCUUCUCUAAUAUUGAAGAUCUUUACCUUCCUUCUCUUAUUAAUAUCCCUAAUAGUGCUUUGCACCAACACCGUGGAUGUUUAUCCGCAGAAACUUAGAUUUCAGGAUAUUUAUGCCUACCGAUACAUGCUUUCCACAAUCGUCAUUGGCACUGCAUAUUCUCUCUUGCAACUUGCAUUGUCAAUCCAUAAUGUCGUAAGUGGCCAGGACGGCAUUCUCCUACUCGACUUCUUUGGUGACAAGUUGAUAUCAUACCUUCUAGCAAGUGGUACUGGCGCAGGGUUUGCCAUAACUGUAGACACAAAGAGAUUGACGGAUGCAGAUCCUCUAUUUGAUAUGAUUGACAUUCGCGAAUUUUAUGACAAGGCAUAUGCAUCAGCUAGCCUCCUUCUCCUCGCAUUUUGCUCCACUGCCAUGUUAUCCAUCAUCUCUUCCUAUACACUCCCGAAGAAAGUUUGA